AUGCCUGAAAAGAAUGAGAUUUCUUGGAAUGCCAUGAUUACUGGCUAUUCUCAACAUGGGCGCGGUGUUGAAUCAAUACAUCUAUUUGAGGAGAUGAAACAACUUGGUAUAGCGCCAAGCCACGUCACAUUUGUGGGAGUACUUUCAGCCUGUAGCCAUGUAGGCUUGGUAGAUGAAGGGCUUGGUUACUUCGAAUCCAUGAGCAAAGAGCACGGGGCGAGCUGGUUCUUUGAGCUCUGCAAGAAAUUUAUAAAGGAGAUGCCAAUGAAACCAGAUGCAAUGAUUUGGAGGACGCUCUUAAGUGCCUGUAUAACUCAUAAGAACACAGAAAUUGGAGAGUUUGCUGCCCAUCAUCUUCUAGAACUGGAACCUGAAGACUCAGCAACUUAUGUUCUCCUAUCAAAUAUGUAUGCAGUAGCAGGAAUGUGGGGUUGUAGGGAUCAGACGAGGAAAUUAAUGAAGGAAAGGGGUGUGAAGAAAGAGCCUGGUCGUAGCUGGAUUGAGGUAAAAAACUCAGUUCAUGCAUUCUUUGUUGGUGACAAACUGCACCCGCUUGCAGAUAAGAUUUAUGAAUUCUUAGGGGAUUUGAAUGAGCGGGCAGCUGAAAUUGGUUAUGUUGAAGACCGCUACAACCUUUGGAAUGAAAUAGAUCAGCAGCAGAAAGAUCCAACAGAGUAUAUUCACAGUGAGAAAUUGGCAAUCUCUUUUGGCCUACUCAGCUUAUCUAAUACGAUCCCUAUACGCGUAAUUAAGAAUCUUCGUGUUUGUAAUGAUUGCCAUAAUUGGAUCAAGUACAUGUCAAAGAUUUCGGAUCGAACUAUCAUAGUACGGGAUGCUUAUCGUUUUCAUCAUUUCAAAGAUGGUGUGUGUUCUUGUAGAGAUUACUGGUAA
Molecule: messenger RNA, 891 nt
Organism: Prunus armeniaca (apricot)
Lineage: Eukaryota; Viridiplantae; Streptophyta; Magnoliopsida; Rosales; Rosaceae
Source: the annotation of a GenBank genome assembly